CAAACAGAACAAGAGUAUAACAAAUCCCAUGUCCUACAGCAUUUCCUCCCUUAGUUCUUCCUUCAGUUCCUUCCUCCAAAUCUAUCAAUACCCCUUUUGACUCACAGAAAACGGGUGGACAAAACCGCGAGAUGUUAUAUUCUGCCCUCUUCAGCCUAUCCGGGCUAUCCUUCAUCUUCUUUGGCCCUGCCGCCGUCUUGCGCGAGACAGAAUUCGAAUUGUUAGGUGCGGCAUUCACGUUGUACGCAGGGACGCCUCAGAUAUGGGAAUCUGUCCAACAGGCGCGCCUCGAGGCUCAACAGCCGGCUAGCACUUUUGCUGGUCUUCCGUCAAUACAGAACGAAGUUCCUUCGAAUUCUACGGAUGGAAGGUCAUUCAACAACCCACUUUUUUACGAAAUCUGCGAAAUCGAUCGCAACGAAGCAACUUGUUCUGCCCCGAAAAAAGCAUCUGUGGUUGAGUCGGAAGGCGUGGAAGGCGUGGAAGAUGUGGAAGACGUACAAGACGUACAAGACGUACAAGACGUACAAGACGUACAAGACGUACAAGACGUACAAGACGUACAAGACGUACAAGACGUACAAGACGUACAAGACGUGGAAGGCGUGGAAGCAGAGACCGCUGAGCAAACAGCUGAGGGGGAAAGCCAUACGCACGAGACAUAUCAACCGACGAGCGAUCACAUAACAUCUCAACGGAGAGAUCGACAGCUUCUUAAGUCCGCCGACGAUGCAUUCCAGUACGCUCUUUACUGGAUUAAAACAACUUGGGACUCUAGUAUUAUUAGCUUGUCAGAACGGUUUAAUCGGUCAAGCCAUGGUUUGCUCUCGAGCGAGUGGCGGAAAAGCAAAGUGGCAUACUUCGUUCUCGGCAUCUUUUUUCUCAUUGCAAUCAAGGAUCUAUGUGUAUGGGGGGUUGAAACAGUCUACAUAAGGAUGUUUCCCCGUGGUCGACCCCUGGUCAAUCCCAAAACCAUUGUUUUUGCUACGAUUUAUACAAUUAUUCAAUGUUUAAAGGUGGCAUUGGAUGAAUCUGAGUAUUACUCUACGUGGCCUCCGGCAAGGUCUUUGCACGGGUUCUGGCGAAUUCCAUUGUCGGUUCUCGCUGCAUAUGCCCCCGCGCUUUUGGUCACGCAAACCAUCAAACUCACGGGAUUGAAUCGCUAUUUUUGGUUGUAUGCUACCAUUUUUCAGACAUUGGUCCUCGUUCUAUCGUGGCUUGUCAGCAAAAACUGGAAUACGGCACUGUUGAAGAUUGAUCACUGGGCUGUCUUCGUCAUGACCCUCCUUUUGCUUAUCAGAUAUUCCGAUUCAGCUCCCGUACAGAGUCCCGGCAGCGACAAUAAGCCGCAAUACCCAAAGCCAGAUCUCAUCAUAUCUGAAAUAAGGACAGAAGGAAAGAAUGGGAAUAGCCCGGUCCAAAAUGAAGAGGAAGGUGGGAGUGGAGAUGCCGAUCAGAACCGCCCAUUGCAGCCUGAUAAUUCUGCCCCAGAGGAGCAUAAUGAAUCUAAAACACCUACUUCAUCCGAGAAAAAAGGUCCUUGGGGAACUAAACACCAAAAGCGUGUUAUGAGCCUUGAUUCUGACGCAGAGAAACCAAGUAACACUGAAAGGACGACGUCUUCUCCAGAACUAGAAAGAACCCCUCAAGAGCCAGUUCAGACCGCAGACAUCGAACCGGAAGCGUCAUCACCUAGCGGAGCACCAUAG
Periconia digitata is the source of this 1709-nucleotide messenger RNA. Lineage: Eukaryota; Fungi; Ascomycota; Dothideomycetes; Pleosporales; Periconiaceae. The record is from the annotation of a GenBank genome assembly.